UAUGAUUAUGGUCUGGGCACUGCUCCUGUGUUUCUUGUAGCGAGGUUGAGGCAGCUUGGGUGGUUGGGAGGUCUACGGCGGGGAGGGGGUGACUUCCCGCUCUACUAACGCUCGCCAGUGUGGCUCCUGACAACGGGGGAACUGUGUUCGAAUUUCGUGUGCGGUCAAAUCCACGUGCCGGUAGUGGAUAAAGCUUCCCAUCCGACACCAUUAAGCAAUAUGGAAAGCCAAGUAGCCAGUGUCGUUGACGCUGAACAGGACAAAGACGCCAGUAGGCAGCGUGUGGGAAGGAGAGGAAAGAAGGUGUUGGGGUUUCUUGUUGAAGGAGAGGGGCAAAUAUGUGGUCAGCAGUAUGAGGUGAAUGGUGCGGAUUCUGGCAGUGCUGUCCUGCCUACCUGUCACGCAGGCGAUAGUGUUAUCCACCAAACAACCGAAAAAGUGGCCGUGUCGCCACUUUCUGAUUCUAAAACACAGUCCGUUUACUCACGAAAAGAGGCUGAACCCGAGUCAUUACACGAGCAGCCUAAAGGUGUCACCGAGUCUGCUUUGCUGAGCAAAACAAGCAAGUGUCUUUCUGUGGGUAGUGAUGGCGACACCUCUGUCCACCAGUUUUUCCUUCCCUCUGACGAUGAGGUAGACAAUACAGCACAAGAGAAUGGGGAGUUGAAUGAACGCACCGAGGAGUCGGCGCCACCACUUGGUCUCGACUAUGGAAUGUUCCAUGAACCUCGUCUUACGAAAAUAGCGACGGCACCAGCCAAGGCAGGUGUUAAGUUCUGUGGGCCGAAGCAUGUGUUUACUGUCGUGCCAGUUGGCAGCGAAGAAUUACGGACUGGUAAUAAAGAACCACAGACCAUCUCUGCACCCACAGACGAUGUAGGAGAGACAGAUACUACACAAAUGCCCUCAGUUAAAAGUCAGAUGUUCCCGACAUGCUUCCAUUAUUCUCCUUACAACACUGUGAAGGGCUCACCUGUGGGCCGUCGAGUGGCCUACAGUCCCUAUCAUACAGUCACACGGGGAGGGCAGCUCCCAGCCGCAUACAACCAUUACCACACCGUCACAGGCCUCGAGCCCAUCUCCUACCAGCGAUCAGAUCACGGACUGCGGCGAAUCAACUCCAAACGGGAGUACGGGGUGGGAGGAUCAUCCGCGCUGCCCGCGCUGUUCAACGUGGUGGGGAGCACCGCUUCGCCGUUCUCAUCCAAAGUGUCUUUAGGAGCUGUUGGGACACCUCCCAUUCCCUCGGGGUUGCACCGCGCGCGUACGUUGCCUUGUCCGGCCACGGGAAUUCUUCGUGUGUUCCCAGAGGAGGGCGCCCAGCCCUCCCCUGAAGGAUCGGAGUGUCGCCUCCCGCCUGAACACGGCACAUUGCAGUCAAUCAACCAGAUGACAGUGCGCUCCGCAGGUGGCCUCAGCAUCGACGUGGGCAGCACCGACGGUCGUAAUGUUAAGAUACACGGUGCGGUGGAAUGCCCGGAGCAGUUGCCACUCCUGCCCUCCGUCCUUGGAAGCGGAAAGAACGAGGGAGCCAUGAAGGAGGAGGAGUCCCGCCAGACGUGGGAGAACAAGGCACAGUUCAUACUCGCCUGCAUCGGCAAUGCUGUGGGACUGGGAAACAUGUGGCGCUUCCCUUACCUCUGCUACAAGAGCGGCGGAGGUGCCUUCCUCCUGCCUUACUUCCUGAUGCUGUUCCUGUGCGGCAUCCCCCUGCUGCUGAUGGAAGUGACGGUGGGCCAGUACACGCGGCGGGGCCCCAUUGCUGCCAUGGGGAAGAUAUGCCCGCUGUUCAAAGGUGCAGGCGUUGGGACGGUGGUCAUAUCCUUUCUGCUGAGCACGUACUACAAUGUCAUCAUGGCUUGGGUCAUCUACUACCUGGCCCACUCCUUCUACUCUGAGCUGCCAUGGACCAGCUGCAACGCCACCUGGGCCGUGAACUGUUUCGACGACUUCGGCCCAAAUGUUACUGCUCCCGCGGGAAUGAAAUCAGUCACCGAAGAAUUCUUUGAUCAGGUUGUCCUGGAAAAGACCGGAGGUAUCCAUGAGCCAGGGGAGCUGCGUCUGGAACUGCUCCUGGCAUUGUUCGUGGCCUGGGUUGCCAUUUACUUUGCUCUGUGGAAAUCAAUCAGAUCUUCCGGACGUGUAGUGUAUGUGACAGCCACUCUUCCCUACCUGCUGAUUGGUGCCUUUGUCUGGCGCGCCCUCACAUUGCCUGGCGCCUCGCGUGGGCUGCAGUAUUUCUUUAGUCCUAGAUGGGAGCUUCUAGCAAAUGCAGAGGUGUGGAUCAAUGCAGCUGCUCAAAACUUUAAUAGUAUUGGCAUAGCGUUUGGAUCAAUGAUUGCCUUUUCUUCGUAUAACAAAUUCAACAACAACAUCGUGGUAGACACUUGGGCCAUCACACUCACCAAUUCCCUCACCUCCCUGCUGGCCGGCACUAUCGUCUUCUCCACUAUGGGCAACAUUGCACUCGAGCAGGGCAAGGACAUUGACGACGUGGUGGCAGAAGGUCCCGGCCUAGUGUUUGUGGUGUACCCUCAGGCCCUGGCCAAAAUGCCGUACGCCAAUGUGUGGGCGGUGCUCUUCUUCAGCCUGUUGCUUGUCCUCGGGGUGGACUCGCAAUUCGCCACGGUGGAGGUUAUUGUCACAUCCCUAACAGAUGCAUUCCCGAACUGGAUCAAGAAGUAUCUGCGGCGACAUGAGUUUUUGGUGCUGGUUGUCUGUACUGUGUCAUUUCUGCUGGGCAUCCCAAACAUUAUGCAGGGAGGCAUCUAUUUCUUCAACCUAAUCGACUACUACACGGCAGCCAUCUCCCUCAUGUACCUGGCCUUCUUUGAGGUGGUGGCCAUUGUGUGGAUAUAUGGAGCCAACCGCCUGGCACGCAAUGUCCAGGAGAUGACUGGCCGCAUGCCAUCCCUCUAUUUCCGCUUCUGUUGGUACCUGGCUGCUCCAAUAUUAAUUCUAACAAUAUGGAUAUUUUCAAUGGUGGAUUAUCAGCGCCCAUCAUACAACAAUGGGGAGUAUGCAUAUCCAGACUGGGCCAUUGGUAUAGGAUGGCUCUUUGCCUCAUGCUCCAUUGCUCCUAUUCCAAUAUUUGCAGUAAUAGCAGUUAUCAAUGCCAAAGGAACAACUUUAUGGGAGAAAGUGAAGAACUCAAUCAGAUCUCCAAUAGAAGACUGCCCAUGUUGUGGUGAUGCCCUCAAUUGUCUGGAGGAGAAACACCACCACAGCAGCUUUAAGGAAAAAGUCAAGCUUGUGGUGUACACUCCUGAUACAAAUAACGACACAAUCAGUGAAGGUAAAACUGAUCAAAUGAAAGAAGCAGAAAUUAAUGGAGAAAAUGUUGUAUGAUUUUAUUUGUAUUGUAAGAAAAAAUUGUUGUAUUUGUCAUAGUUUUGUAGGAAAUGCAAGUAUGAAUAUGUAUAUAACUAUAUAUAUUGUUUUUAUCUUGAAAAUGGGCUAUAAAAUAGUACAUUAAAGUUGUUAGUCUUUUACAUCAUAUCUGUUAGUUUUUAUAUUUUCAUAUUAUAAUUUUAUGAAAUGACAGAUGGGUCAAGUCCAUUUCAGAUUUCUUGUGCCUUUACUUGUAUGCAGUAAUGAAAGCCAAACCUCCUUUCCCAAUAAAACUUUCCUUUAGUAAA
Scylla paramamosain (green mud crab) is the source of this 3638-nucleotide messenger RNA. RefSeq names its product sodium- and chloride-dependent GABA transporter ine-like (gene ine). Gene Ontology annotation, cellular component: plasma membrane. Bases 220 to 3348 code for a protein of 1042 amino acids. NCBI's taxonomy places the organism in Eukaryota, Metazoa, Arthropoda, Malacostraca, Decapoda, Portunidae. The transcript is spliced from 12 exons. The record is from RefSeq and is a predicted model, not a curated record. Gene Ontology annotation, biological process: sodium ion transmembrane transport.